AUGCAUUAUGUGGCAGCUUACCUUUUGGCACUUAUGGUGGAAAAAUUAAUGCAUUUGCUUCAGAUUUGGAUAUUGAGCUCUGUUGGUAUUGAAUGCGACCAAAGUAAGAUCAAAAAAAUUAUUGUAGAGCAGAAUGGAAAGGACCUUGUUGAAGUAAUUGCCCAUGGGCUGUGUAAACUAACGAGUGUACCUUCCGGUGGUACUGUUGCUGCAGCUCUAGCUGCUGAAGAAAAGAAAGAAGGAAAGAAGAUGGAAGAAUCUGCAUAA
This is a messenger RNA of Harmonia axyridis, 267 nucleotides long. Its product is annotated as 60S acidic ribosomal protein P2-like. Gene Ontology annotation, biological process: cytoplasmic translational elongation. The record is from RefSeq and is a predicted model, not a curated record. Gene Ontology annotation, molecular function: structural constituent of ribosome. The transcript has a single exon. Gene Ontology annotation, cellular component: cytosolic large ribosomal subunit. Lineage: Eukaryota; Metazoa; Arthropoda; Insecta; Coleoptera; Coccinellidae. Bases 1 to 267 code for a protein of 88 amino acids.